This is a messenger RNA of Malurus melanocephalus (red-backed fairy wren), 2211 nucleotides long. It is a transcript of the gene DPH3, whose product is annotated as diphthamide biosynthesis 3. The record is from RefSeq and is a predicted model, not a curated record. Gene Ontology annotation, molecular function: metal ion binding. NCBI's taxonomy places the organism in Eukaryota, Metazoa, Chordata, Aves, Passeriformes, Maluridae. Bases 1 to 249 code for a protein of 82 amino acids. The transcript has 3 exons. Gene Ontology annotation, biological process: protein histidyl modification to diphthamide.
AUGGCUGUGUUCCACGAUGAGGUGGAGAUCGAGGACUUCGAAUACGAUGAGGAGACCGGGACCUACAGCUAUCCGUGCCCCUGCGGGGACCGAUUCCUCAUCACGCGGGAGGACCUGGAGAACGGGGAGGACGUGGCCACCUGCCCCAGCUGUUCCCUGAUCCUGCGGGUCAUUUACGACCAGGAGCAGUUCAUGCGUGAUGAAGUUGUGGCAGAACCUUUGCCAAACAAGGAGUUGGUCAAGUGCUGAUGAGUGUAUCGUGGACUGUGCUGCUUUGGGAUGAGAAAGUAUGGGGAUGGUGACUGCGGAAAGAGAUGURGUUCUUCUCCUGRAAGUGYUUGCUGCUCUGAGAUACAAGUGCAAUAACAGUCUGCCUUCUUAACGUGAAUGGGAAUUCGUUGGGACAUCAAACACAUGAAUGGGUUUUGUUCCAAAGAGUUAUAAAAAUAYAGAUAARUUGCUCUGUGUAUUCUGGAAGAUUUAAGAAUUAUGGUUCUGUUUUACAGCAAAUCAUACACAGAAGAACAGUGUKGAGUUGGGAAAUUAYAAUAUUUAGKCUAGCAAUGACUUCUUAGCCUGUGGAGAAAAWUGGGCUUUKUGUGAGUAUAUWCCAGUGUGAGAUGGCACAGAGAGCUGAAAUGUUGGGAGGCAACAUUUAGGAGUCCAUAGGACACRAWGCCAUACAGAGUURACACAGUGCAGCAUCUCCCAGSGAUGUGGGCUUGUGUACUUCAGCCCAUACUGAAUACGGGGAGAAGACAAGAGACCCAGUGCCAACAUUUACCCGGUGUUGGUAAAUUGCCUUUACUACUGUAAGCACGAGGAAGGUGCAGUUGUCUGUAUAUCUGCAGUGGGGGCAAUACUUAAGUUGAGUUUCUUAAAUUGCUUCUGAAGUAUCUUUGAAAGAGCUUUGGUUGUUACCACAUGACUYUGACAUAAAAGUGAUACUCUUGUGGGUAUUGUGUGUAAUGAAACAAAAGGAGUCAAACUUCUUUUACCCCUGCACAGCUARUAAUGUGUAAAUGGACUUGAUCUCAAAGUCUGUUGUAUUUUACCCCUAUUUUCUCAACAGCUUUGUGAUUUGRCUGUUGCAGCAGCUGUAAAACAGGCUGCAGUUCUCUGUGCCAUUUGUAGUAGUACAUUGCUGAUUCUCUCAGCCUUCCUUUAUUAGAUGCACCUGCUUCCUGAAUGGGAGAUGCACACAUUUAACUUAAAUAAUAAAGGCAUAUUUUAGGGUAGAAGAAAGUUGUGAGAACAUAUUCCACAUUCAUUCGAAGACUGCUUCUUGAGUUACAAGCCACUGCAUUUUAAUAUUUGCUAAAAACUGUGGUCAUUCCUGUGUUUUAAUAGGAUUUGAUAUCUAUGAAGUGAAAUUUGGGGAAAAGUACUUGUGAAAAGUUUAUAUUGCUAUUUUGCUCCAGGCACUAAAGAUCAGCAGGUUUUACUGGAUUCUUGUGUGUGGCUGRUUUUGUUCUUACAGCGUUCUGAGAAUGUUGAAGAUGAACAUUCUAGUUAUUUUAAGAAAAGGAGAGGAAAAAAAAAAGAAAAACUACACCUAGUUGGAAGUUUUGAGUGCAGUAAGCACAACCCAGAGUGUUUCCAUGCCUAAACCAGGAGGUGGCACUCGUGUUCCUUUCUUAUCUGUGCUAAAAAAAAUAGCUGUGGUACUUUGGUUAGCUAUGCCUAAUCAAAUAUUUAUUUUGACUAUUUAAAUAAAGAUGUUUACAAUUCUACCAGUGGUUAUAAUGGUCURUUGCUUACUCUGUUUCUGCACCAGCCACAAUGAUUUCCAGAGGUCUUGAGUUGUUGCUGCUGGGGUGAUGAUACUGGAAGUUCUUCAGGCUGGUUAAUAAAAAUUAUUUCAGUCAAGCAGUAGAUGCUGUAAAGCGAAUUUACAGGAACCCUACCUAAGCCCCUGUUCAAAUUUCUCCUGCAUGUUUAUCUACAUGAUUUUUCCACAAGUAUUCUACAUAAGAAGGAUUACAGCAAUUUUCAAGUGCAAUACCAGGGAAUGUAUGCUCUGAUGUAAUGCAUCAAAGUAAGUUGCCAGGUGUGUCAUCUCUAAAGGUGUAUAGAUUUUGCAGAAAUCAUUGAUCAGAUUUUGUUACAUAGUGAAGGUCAGGCCCUGUCAUAAAAAACUAGGAAACUUAUGUAGAGAAUUAUUUGUACUCUAUAUGGUUAAAUUUGUACAUGAUUUUAAAAGGUGUUUAU